UCUCUCUCUCAUCGACACAACAAAAGCACAAAAACAGUUCCUCCAUUUUCAGUGUACUUCUCUUCUUCAACACCCACCCACUCCCCUAAACGACCCCACCCUACCCCCCUACCCUACCCCACCCCACUACUCCCUUUCUUGGUUUUCUUCUUUUCAUCAUUUUCUUGAUUUUUUUCACUUUUGAUUUGUAAUCUUUUUAAAGUUGGGUUGAUGAAAUUCAUAUUAAAGAUAUAAAUGGAGAACUCUGCUACAUCUGAUGAGCCUCAAAAAAAGAGACCUCAUAUCAAUUCUGUAUUUUCAUCACCAACCAUGGCUAGACAUUCUAAAACUUCUAAUGAUAAUAAAGCUGUUGAUGCUGCAGUUCUCCAGUAUCAAAAUCAAAAACUAGUACAACAGUUAGACGCGCAGAAACAUAAGUUGCAUGAUCUUGAAGCCAAAAUGAAAGAAUUAAGGGACAAACAAGCUUCUUAUGAUGACUUCUUGGUUACAUUAAAUCGGAUCUGGAAUCAGCUAGAUGAUGAUCUGAUUAUCCUUGGGGCACGCAGUGGUGCAGAUCAAAUGGCUUUGCAAAGCAUGGAUCAACAAGAUUAUUCUCGAGGUUCAAUUCCAUCAUGUCCUGCGGAGGAGAUAUUCCUGUGUAGGGUGUUGAAAACCAAUGCCGUUCCAGGCAAUGAGAAUACCGGAUCCACUGUGAAUAUCAGAGAAGCUCUUGAUCUGCGUCACGCUUCUACUCUUGAAUUGAUGAAAUCGUUGGAGAAAGCUAUUGAUGCUCAGCAAAUUAAAACCGAAAAUUUUGCUCAUCUUUUGGAAGGAAAGUCAUCCGCAGAAGAUGCUAUCAUUCUUCUCGGUAAGAUUGAUGAUAUGAUGAAAGAAGAGGCUAAUUAUCUCCAUCGAGUGAUUGAUGCUCUUCAUUUGAAACACAAAGAAUAUGCUGAUGCAAUUGAAGCUUGUAAUCAAAGGCAGUCAUUGGAUCGAUCUGAGUUAAAGCGUCUUGAAGGUGAGCUGGAGGAAAGCAUGAUGGAACUUGAAGAUAGUAGAAGGAAGCUAGUUACUUUGAAAAUGCAGAAAGAUGUGGUGUCUGGGGGGCAGGAAACAGUUCCAAAUGCAGUGAAUGGAAGUAUGUCACCUGAGAAGCAUACAGACCGAACGAAAGGUGUGCGGGAACUGAAGGAGUCUAUAGAAGAGGCAAAGAUACUGAAAGAGGACCGCCUCUCUGAGCUUCAAGAUGCCCAGGAAGAUAAUCUACAUUUGUUAAAGCAGUUGCAAGAUCUUCAGAAUGAACUAAAGGAAGACAGAUAUGUGUCUUCAUCUCGUGCUUAUACCUUACGCAAUGAUCAACUUCACCAUUGGAAUGCUGAGGCAGAACGAUACAAAGCUCUGACCGAGACUCUUCAGGCUGACAGGUCUUUCAUCGGACGAAGGGAGAAAGAACUGGUUGUGAAAGCAGAGGCUGUGGAUGCAGCAAAGAAAGCAGUUGAUAACUCCGAGUCAAGGAUUGAGGAAUUGGAGCAUCACAUUCACAGAUUCAUAAUUGAAAAAAAUGAGCUGGAAAUCAAAAUGGAAGAAGCCAUUCAAGAUUCAGGAAGGAAAGACAUCAAAGAGGAGUUUCAGAUAAUGGGCUCUGCUUUAUCAAAAGAAAUAGGAAUGAUGGAAGCUCAGCUGAAUCGUUGGAAGGAGACUGCUCAAGAAGCUGUUUCCUUACGUGAAGAAAGACGGUCAUUGGAAGAUUCUUUGGGAAGAAAGGCUAUUGAGCAUAAAGGCUUGAUCGGUAAAGUUGCUCACCAGACUGGGGAGAUCCGAACACUAAAGGAACUUGCUGAGAAGAUGCAGAGGGACAAACAGGAACGUCAAAUCUUCUUGGACAUGCUUGGCCAGCAAAUUUAUGAUAACAGAGAUAUAUCGGAAAUUAGAGAGUCGGAGAAAAGAGCGCACGCGCAAGCUGAAAUUUUGAGAGCUGCUUUGAAUGAACAUCAUCUGGAAUUGAGGGUGAAAUCUGCUAAUGAAACUGAGGCUGCUUGUCAGCAGAGGCUUUCCACUGCUGAGGCAGAAAUUGCACAACUACGGGCAGAACUGGAUGCAGAAGACAGGGGUGUUUUAGAGCUAAGAGAGGCGAUAAAAAUAAAAGAAGGGGAGUCUGAAACCUAUAUUUCUGAGAUUGAGACAAUUGGUCAAGCCUAUGAAGACAUGCAGACGCAGAAUCAACAUCUUCUGCAGAUGCUGGCAGAGAGGGACGAUUAUAAUAUAAAGUUAGUUUCUGAGAGCGUGAAGAUAAAGCAGGAACAAAGCUUACUUCUCUCUCGGAAGCAAGUAUUAACGUCACAACUUCAACAGUCUAAUACAUAUCUUGAAUCUCUGAAGACGAGGAUAGCUCAAAGUGAAGACCAGAUGAAAGUUCAAAUUACAGAAGCUUUAAGUUAUACCCAACAAGAUAGACACGUGGCAUUGACCCUGGAAACAGUAAAGCGGGAAUUGGGGGAUGCUGAUAAGGAAUUGAAGUGGCUGAGAUCUGCUGCUUCCUCCGCUGAUAAGGAAUACGAACAGCUCAUGAGAAAGCUGGAUGAAAUUCAGAUGGAACGUGAAACUGAAAGGAGUGAGAAAAAGAAGCUUGAUGAAGAGCUAGAGGAGUUGAAUAAAACUGUUGAUGAGUUGACUUCUGCAAGUAGCGAGGCUGCUGUACAAAAACUGCAGGAUGAAAUAAAUGAUUCCAAGGCUAUUCUCAAGUGUGGAGUGUGUCUUGAUCGGCCAAAAGAGGUCGUAAUCACAAAAUGUUAUCAUCUGUUCUGCAAUCCAUGCAUCCAGAGAAAUUUAGAGAUCCGGCAUCGCAAGUGUCCUGCUUGUGGAACUGCUUUUGGGCAAAACGAUGUUCGUUUCGUGAAAAUCUGACCAAAACUCGGUCACUGCUGCAGCUUGCUAAACAUGUACAUUGUUGCGUUCUCUGAGGGUGUCGUUUGAGAAGCCUACUCGGGUCAAUAAUUCAUACCCUUGUGAAGAACAAAGUGCUACCUUUUGUUUUCCCUUCCCACCUUUGGGGUGCCCCCAUUUUUUCUCUCCACGUCUCUUUACUCAAAUUUCUCUUUAUAUAGUUAGUCUUUUUUGCUUCCCCACAUCUCUUCCUUUAGUCUCUUUAUGUAGUCCUUUUUUUUUUUCCCCCCUUUCUCCACAUUUCUCUCUUAAUUCCUUGAUUUAGCAGGUCUUCUUUCAAUUGUUUUUAUGACAAACAGUGUAAAGCUUUAUCAAGUAGUGGGCUUUUUUUUUUUGGGACAUCUUUUAUGAGAUUAUUAUAGCAACAAUGUAGCUUAGUGAGAUGUCAGGCUUCUGUAUGUUAUUUUUUCCCCUUUAUUUUUCUUUUUUGGCAGGUUUCUAUAUGUUCCCAUUUGCUCUUAAGUUUUACCAAAAAUAUUUGUAUAAACAAAGGGCAUUAACAGGGUACUGUGAUGUACAGAAGUAGCAUAAUGUAAUUUUCACUUGGAAGAAAAGAAGUUUCAUGUUCUUGUGGUGCAGUUAUGAGAUUAACAAUGAAAAAGUGGAAUUCAAAAAGUUGAUUUCUACUU
Lycium ferocissimum is the source of this 3551-nucleotide messenger RNA. RefSeq names its product E3 ubiquitin-protein ligase BRE1-like 2. The coding region runs from base 235 to 2883 and encodes 882 amino acids. The transcript has 20 exons. NCBI's taxonomy places the organism in Eukaryota, Viridiplantae, Streptophyta, Magnoliopsida, Solanales, Solanaceae. The record is from RefSeq and is a predicted model, not a curated record. Gene Ontology annotation, molecular function: ubiquitin protein ligase activity. Gene Ontology annotation, cellular component: nucleus; HULC complex.